Bipolaris oryzae ATCC 44560 is the source of this 1239-nucleotide messenger RNA. RefSeq lists its product as uncharacterized. The coding region runs from base 1 to 1239 and encodes 412 amino acids. Gene Ontology annotation, biological process: regulation of exocytosis; Golgi to plasma membrane protein transport. Gene Ontology annotation, molecular function: phosphatidylinositol transfer activity. NCBI's taxonomy places the organism in Eukaryota, Fungi, Ascomycota, Dothideomycetes, Pleosporales, Pleosporaceae. The transcript is spliced from 3 exons. The record is from RefSeq and is a predicted model, not a curated record. Gene Ontology annotation, cellular component: cytosol; cortical endoplasmic reticulum; plasma membrane.
AUGGCAGCAAACCCAGAAGAGACCAAGGCGGUAACUACCGAAGGCGCAGGACUCCUCAAUGAGGCUACUCCAGAGAAGCAGCCCGAGUCCAGCCCUGCGGUCGAGUCCACCGACAAAAAGGAGGACGCCAAGGCCGUGGACAAUGCAACUGCCGGAGUAGCUGAUCUCUCCGUCUCUGAGAAAAAGGAAGAGGAGAAGGAGAUAGAGAAGGUGAAGGCGGAAGAACCAAAGGAGGAGUCAAAGGAGGAGUCAAAGGAGGAGUCAAAGGAGGAGUCAAAGGAGGACAAAGAGGAUAGCAAGACGGAGGAACUACGACCGGCUACUACUACUGGCACAAUAACGCCUGCCAUUGCGACUCCUACUAGCGACGCGCAGCCCGAAGCUAGCACCGUCGAACCCACUACCGGUCCCGUAUGGCCCGAGACGGCGCCCGAGCAUCCUCUGACCAAGUUCUACGACGCGUUCGAAGCCCUCGUCGCCGAAGCACAGCACAGCGAGGUCUACGGCAUCGAGCUCAGCAAGUCCAACGCGUUCCACACCAAGCUCAUCCUGCAAAAGUUCCUGCGCGCCAACCAGAAUGACCUGACCAAGGCGAAGGCACAGCUCCUCGAGACGCUCAAGUGGCGCAAAUCGUUUGACCCCGUCAAGGCUGCCACCGAGACAUUCGACAAGGCCCGGUUCGAGGGUCUGGGCUACGUCCUUGAGGUUGAGGGCGUGCCCGAGAGCCCGAAUAAGAAGGAUAUUACCACGUUUAAUGUCUAUGGCGCUGUCAAGGAUAACAAGGCUACGUUUGGGGAUUUGGAUGGCUUCCUUCGCUGGCGCGUCGGCCUCAUGGAAAAAUCCGUCCAAGCCCUCUCCCUUUCCACCGCCGCAGCCCCAAUCCCCAACUACGGCGAGGGACCGGACCCUUACCAAGGCUUCCAAGUCCACGACUACCUCCAAGUCUCCUUCAUCCGCCGCGACCCCCUCGUCAAGGCAGCCACCAACAAAACGAUUGAGAUUCUCGGGCAACACUACCCGGAGACGCUGUCGCGCAAGUUCUUUGUCAAUGUCCCCGCGAUUAUGGGGUGGGUGUUUACCGCAGUGAAGCUCGUUGUGGCCAAGGAGACGAGCAGGAAGUUUGUCGUCCUGAGUGAUGGGAAGCAACUUGCUACGCAGUUGGGCAAGGGCGUGCCGAAGAGUUAUGGGGGUGAGAAGCCCGAGUUGGCCGAGUGUGCGGAGACGAUGGCUUUGGCUUGA